UAUAGAAAUUGUGACUGAGAAGUAAUUUUCUAUAAAACAGAGCAUGAGUAAAUGUCUGUAGAUGUCUUUGGGAGGAUAGGACAGAGGUCUAAGUGGCUAUAGGCUCAGGCUCUGAAUCCAGACAAACCAUCCUUGGACAUCAUAAUCAUCAUCAAUACCUCAUGCUGCUUUUAUACAACAAAUUCACAUUAUCCUAAUAACCUGAUCCUAUGUUUGUCUCACCUUAAAGGUAAUCAUUGGCUAUUUUCUAAGAUCUUGCAUCACAGUUUCAUAGAUUUAUAUGGUUAAAAGGAACAUCUAGAAUUCAGUUUCUACAAGUAAGACCUAUAUUUUAAAAUAUUCUAGAGAGAGAUAUAUCCAUGUGGCUGAGAUAGGUGUCCGAACAAUUCAUGCUCUCUCUUCCACAGCAUAAAAUAUUACCUGGAAACCCAGGGGUUAUGUUUCCCAGUUUCCUUGUAUCUAGGUGUAUAGUUCUUGCUUCUGUUAUAUGUGCAGAAGUAAUAUGUGGCACCUCCCAGACAAAAGCUUUAAGAAGCUCCUAAUGCCCUCAUCUCUCCAAGUUCCCGGAAAUAAGUUUUCACUGAUUAGAAACACCCGCUCAGAAUGUUAAAAAGGUAAAAUACACUCUUAUUUUCUUAACAUUCACAUUUUAGUGUUUGUUGUAGCAUCAAGUACCUGUCUUAAAGAUCUCAAAUCCCAUAACUUCCCCUUUAAUGAUAUAUUCUGAGACAUCAAGUCCUUAAAGUUAAAAGACAACUAAAGUCCUACAAGGGCAAUGAAGCCAUCAAAAUAAGACUAAAGUAUAUUUCAUGGGCAUUACCACCACUCCAAUAUUGAAAUUAUGCUUGCUUUGUUUAAGUAUCUUGUCAUUUUUACACUUAUUUCCGUAACAUUCAGAAAUAAGGAUGUAGGUUGAAUUGGGUUGCCCAGACCUAACCUCCAGUAUCUGAGAAUGUGACCUUAUUUGGAAAUAGGGUCUUUGCAGAUGCAACCCAGUUAAAAAGAGGUCACAAUGGAUUAGGGUGGGUCUUAAUCCAAUGACUGGUGUCCUUAUGUAAGAGGAAAAUUUGGACACAGAGACACAGGAAAGAACACCAUGUAAGAUGGAGAUGGGGAUUAGAGUGGUAUGUCUGUAAGUCAAAGAAUGCCAAGGAUUGUCAGCAACCACCAGAAGCUAGGAGAGAAGUAAGGAAAAGAUUCUCUGUCUGAGGCCCCAGAAGGAAACCAAUAACUAUUGCCACUUUGAUUUCAGACUUCUUGCCUCUGUAACUGUGAGACAAUAAAGUUCUAUUGGUCCAAGCCACCCAAUUUGUGGUAAAUUGUUAUGGCAGCCCUAAGAAACUAACACACACAUUCUUAAACAUAUUCUAGCACAGACAGUUCUUAAUCUGAGAUAUAUUUUUCAUUGAGAUAAAGAAACAUGGCUCAUUGUGGAAUUCUUUCUAGGUCCUCAGCAUUCACUCUGAAGUCAAGGUACAAGAAAAGUCUAAGGUCCCUGUGCACGCUGAAACGCUGUUACAAGACAGACCAAACCCCUCCAUUCGUCUUGCAAACUACAACUUCUGUAUUUCGCAUUUUCCUCUUAAGGAAACGCAAAGCAGCACAGUGCGCAGGCGCCCGGGUUGAUGUGCCCUGGGAAGAUUCCAGCGCAGGCGCGCGGGCCGGGAAGUGGGCGGGCUCGCGCGCGUGCUCUGAGGCUCACUUCCGGCCGACCCCUCCCCCUCCCCCGCGUUACCACCUACCCCUCUCCCUUCUCCCCAGUCUCUCCCCAAAUCUCCCCACCCCUAGCGCUCUCUGCCUCGCUCGCCUCCUGUCCUUCCCCUCCCGCUCCAUCCGGGUCGCUGACGGCUGUCUUUGGACUGGACAGCGGUGGCGGCUGCUUUUCUCUCGGGAACCCAGUAAAGUUUCACAGGAGCCGAGGAGCGGAGCAGCGGAGCAGCUUCACCGACGCCGGAGGAGCUCUAGUUUUCGCCUCCUCUGGCUGAAGGAGGAGGGUCCGGGAGCUGGAGACCUGCUUCAGCUGCCGCGUUUCUUCGCUCUCCGGGGAAGCGCCGCCCCCCGUCGGCCUGGGCUUCCCCUGCCUGGAGGGGCCGGGAAAGGCUGGUUAAACCCCGUGCUCUGGAAUCGGGAGUGUUAUUCCUAUCCUCGCCUUGAAAACAAAACCAAAAACAAAAACGGGAGACGAUGCAGAACUCUCGGGAACUGUCGAGUUCUGAUGCCCCAAAAGAAUGAAAUCAAACUUUUCUUAAUGGAUGGGUCAUGGAAUGAGAUAGCUUCAGCGUUUGCUAGCCUGCACGUAAAAAAGUUCGGUUUUGAAACAGGUUUUGUGUAA
Molecule: messenger RNA, 2332 nt
Organism: Camelus dromedarius (Arabian camel)
Lineage: Eukaryota; Metazoa; Chordata; Mammalia; Artiodactyla; Camelidae
Exons: 3
Coding region: 1421-2332 (303 amino acids)
Source: RefSeq, a predicted model, not a curated record